UUAGUCAAUCGGAAUCGUCCGGCCGAAACGAAAGAUCUCGCUUUUCAUUGAAUAAAAAGAAAAUUUGUUAAAAAAAAAUAUAUAUAUAAAAAUUGUAUUUAAUUAAAUUUUGCAACUAAAAUAAUAAAUAAAUUAUUCUCUUAAAAUACAUCUCUUGUUGAUUAAAAAUUAGAAUUUAAGAAUAUAACAGUAAAUUUUCAUAACGAAUUUAAACGACGAAAUCAUUAAAUAUAUAAAUAGAAAUAGUUAAAUGCAACAAUAAAAUAAUAAAUCUAACUAAAUAAAUCGCAAUACAUAUACAACGAACACAAAUAAAAACCAACAAAUACUUAUAAAAUUUGUCUAAUAAAACGGUAAAUUAGCAAAAACGAACUUAGUAGCAGCAGAAAAAAAGGAAUUAUUUUAUUAAGAGAAAGAAAAUUAAUGAAAUAGUAAACUAAAGAGAAACUAAAAAAACACGCGUUUAACGGUAAAUCAAAGUAAACAAGUCUUCAACACAUUUGCAAUAAAAGUAAAUUAAACAAAUAAAUAAAUUACUUUAUCAAUAACAUAAAAUCAACGAAAAUAUAAACAAAAAUUUAAAUUUAAAUAAACAAUUUUGCAAAGCAAAGAACAAAAAUACUUUAACUCCUUUGAAAAUUACACAGAAAGAAUUUAGUAGUAUUAACUUAAUAGUGACGUCAUUUCCCGUUUAUGAAACAUUACGAAUUAUUUAUUUAUUAUUAAUGCACCUAAAUGAAAAUAUAAAUACACUACUAUUUUUAUAAGAGAUAAAAAAAGGAACAUUGAAAAAAUUUUUAAGAAUAAAUAAAAUACAUUUUUUCAAAUGAUAUAAACACAGUGUGUACGAAAAUAAAACCGACAAAAGUGCCAUCAUACUCUAUUCAUACAAAAGGAUAUUUUGGAAAACAUAGGAUUAACUUAAUCAAAGGAUUCAAAAAGUUUUGUUAAACGCCAUAAAUGAAUCCAACGAAGUGCCAUACCGGAAAUAGUAAAUGUUGAAAGGAAAAACAAAGAAACAAAAUAAAAUCAAAACAAAGAAUUAUCAUAAUUUUUACAACUUUUAUUUUGUUUAUUUUUUAAAUACAUAUUAUUUGCUAUAAAUUCUUUUUUACAUUAAAGAAGAAAUAGCAACAAAGACAAUAAUACAAAAAUAGCUAAACUAAAGAAAAAGAAACAAAAAGCUUAAAAUUACACCAAAAAGUACCUUUAAGUAGCCCACAAACCCAUUGGAUGAAAAUAAAGUACGAAUUAUUUAAACAUUAAGCUCACACUUUUUUUAAGAAAACACAUUGUAUAACAAAAAGCUUUUUACGUUUUAUUGCACAUGUAACGUACACACAUACACAUAUACUAUAAAAAGAAAAAGAAGAGAUUACUUUCGUAAAUCUAAGAAAAAUAGAGAGAAAAGAAAGAAAGGUCGGACCUAUUCGUGAAUGAGAAAUUCAUGAACAUUAUUAAACGAACUUCAUACAAACACAAAAGAAAUUGUAUGAAUUAUAUAAAGAAAAAUGGCAGAUAAAUUAAACAAAACGACCUCUAGCAUAUCGUUAGAAAAACAACAACCUAUAAAUAUGACAAAAAUGACUUCACCCCCAGCGCCCAAUAGGGGAGAAGUAUUGAUAGUGACUAGGCUUGCAGAGAACAUAACUGAUAGCUAUAGACUGGUUAAGCAAAAACAGCAAAAGUUUAAUGAUCUAACCAAUCAACAGCAUCAUCAUAAUCAUCAAAAGCUUUCAAAAUUUACUAACAAUGAAAGCUCUAACAAUAGCAGCAGUAACAACAACACAAAGCUUAUAAAGCCCAUUUUGAAAACGCCCACAGAUGAGUGGCAAGAAGUAUGUUCACCCAAAAAUAAACUUAAACGCAAGAAAACUUUAUCAGCUUCCUUAACUUCAGUCACAGAUUCUGUUAAUCAAGAGAAAAGGACACGCAUCGAGGGUAUGCAGUUGAAUUGUAGAGGUAGAUUACAUAUCAAAGAAAAUAUUGCUACACCUACGACUUCCACUACAGUAAAUACACCAGCCGCAACAGUUCUCUCCAGAACAGAAAAACUGGCUGGCAAGCCACCUUUGCCUCCCUCUUCCAAACAAACUCAGCCAACAGAAUCUAAGGUUUUAGUAAAUCCGCCGCCCAGACUUAAGCGUAAACUUCAGGAAAAUGUUCAGACUAUACAAAAGCUUAAUGCUCUUACCGAGCAAUUGCGUUUGGAAAUCAAUGAACUUAAAUCGAGUUUAACCACUGAAAAAGGAGCUGUACGAGUUUUAAGAGCCCAAAAUGAAUCUGAAGCACGUAAAUGGAAAACUGAAGUGAAAAAGCUACAAAAUGCUGUAGAGCUUUUAAAGAAAGCUGGUGUUAAUAAUAACAAUAAAAAAUGUGAUACAGCCAGCACAAAUAACGAAAAUAACUUGCCACAGGCUGCCAUGGGUGGCCUAGUCAAUUAUGAAAUACAAAGACUGACAAAUGAGAUAAAUGCCCUAAAAGAAGCCAAUAAAGCUUUGGAGGAAAAGAAAGUGAUUAAUUGCGACGCUGAUAGACGUAAAGCAGCUGAUAUACGCGAAUUAAAAGAUUCUUAUGAAAUCCGAUUGACUCAAAUACAAAAAUCUGCCAAAAAUGAAAUAUCACGAUUGCUGGAGGAAAUAAAAACUAAAGAACGUAAUAUUGGGCAACUAAAAAAGGAUUUACAAAUUUUACAAAAUUCUAAAACUACUAGCAGAAAUGCAACGACUAAUAAUACUAAUUUAACGAAUAAUAAAACGACGAAUUCAAAUUUAAAACUAAAUCAAAAUAAUAAAAAACCAAAGAGCAGCAUAACAAAUGCUGCACAAAAACAAAAUGAAGACUCUUCCAAAGAUAAAGAAUCUUCCAAAGAAACCACAACAACAACGAAACAUAAGGAUUCAACUAAAAAAGCUGAAAAUUCUGAGAUUUCCAAACUCAAGAAUAUUGAGCUGAUAAAUAAUACAAAAAAUGUCACAACGAAUCUACAAAAAUCAACUAAAAUACUCAAUACACAUCACAAUAAUGUUAAAGAAACAGCAACAGAAAUUGUUGAAAAUAACAAUGAACAGAAUAAUGCAAUAACUAUUGUACAUUUAAAGGCUUUAGAAAUACCAGAUUUGCAUAACCACAACAACAGCAAUAACAACAAUUGCAACAACAAUGACACUGAUGAUGGUGGUCACAAAUGUUGUAUUAUGAAGAAAAAACCUGAACCAUUAUUGCUGACAACGGCAACACAAACCAACGACACCUCAUCCUUAAUGAAUUCCACUAGAAAUAUGAUUGCAACAGCUGAAGCAACAACACAAACAACACCACCAACAACAGCCAACUUGUUGGCAACGUCAUUGGCAUGCGAUGUAGAAACCGAUCAUUUUGAUGAACAACACAUAACACAAGAAUUAACACAGCAUUUACAAAAUAAAGCCAUACAAGAUGCUAAAGAAAAUCAUGAACAUGAUCAUCAUCACCAUCAUAGACAUCAUCAUCAUCACCACCAUCAUCAUCAUAAUAAUCAUUCAGAUUCCGAUUCAGCUUUAUCCUCAGCACCGACCAGUAUAAGUCCUCAACCACCAGCAAAUGGUGAAGAGCCUACAGAUAUUUGGCAAACGAUGCGCAGCUAUACCAAUGAUAUAGAAAAACUACAGAAGGAAGUUGACUUAUUGCAAAAACAAAAUGAACAACUGAAACAAGAACUCAAUAUAGCCAAGGAACAAAUUAUCGAAUUGGAAACCAAUGCCAUGGAGAGUGCUAACAACACCAAAAUACCACAAUUAAUGGAACGCAUUAAAUAUUUGGAGGAACAGGAGCAUGAAUUACAGGCCGAGGCCAAUGAUUUACGUGAACAAAAUGAAUUGCUAGAAUUUAGAAUACUUGAAUUGGAAGAGACUAAUGAUAAGUGGUCGCUUCAAAGCCACACAAAUCCCGCAUCUGAAUCUUCGGAAUCGAUGCAAACUACCACUGUCGCCAAUAAUACACAAAAUCUAUGGUCUUGUCCGGGAGCUGGUAAUAAACCCGAUCCAUUCGAAAUGUUAUUCGGCAAUAACAGUCAUACCAGUCAAAAUGCCAGUAUACAACUCGAUUCGGGCAUAAUAUCGCCACAAAGUCAACAUCAUCAUGAUGACUUGAUCGAUAUAUCCAAUGAAGAGUUGUGCAGGCGUUUGGGAGAUCUUUUGAAAAAAUCCUCCCUAGAAGAAGAUGAAAGACAUUGUCUGCAGCAAGUAUUGAAUUUGGUACAACAAUUGGAUGCCUUAACGCCCAGAAGUGGACCGAACUCAUUAAAUGUCACCUCUUCCAGUGAUGAGGCCAGUAGUUUGGAUUUGGUCAAAUCGCGUAUAUCGGACUACAGUUCAGCAUCUACUGCCUCAACAAACAGUGCCCGUUCUACUUACGAUAGCAGCAGUCUAAACUCUACGAAAGUUAACACCAGCAAUUCAUCAAACACCAACACACCCUCACGUAUUGUAGCCACAGUCCAGCCCUACAAUAGCACAGCUCCUUAUACGCCCAGCAAUAGCCAUCAACUCGCACCGCAUAAUACACCCACAGAUUCGCCACGUAAAGCACGCUGUCAACCCUGGCAGACGAACAGUUUAAGCGAGAGUGGUGUAUUUGUAGAGUCGGACUUCUAUAGCGACGCUAGUGAGAAUAACGUUUGCACGCAGACCGACUUUGAAGACGGUGUUGGUGUUUCAUCUUAUUCUCCACAUCACAUAUUCAAUUCACCCACCAAAAAGGUACCUGUACAACAACAAAAUUCUUCAAAUUUAACCGAUCAAAAACGCCUGCAAUAUUACAAAGAGCGCGUCGAAGUACUUGAGAGCAAGGUGCUCAUAUAUGAGAGUUCUGGUGACGUGCAAGCCAAACGUUUAGCCGAACGUUUGCAACGUGAAAUUCUACUCGAAAAGGAGGUUAAUGAACUCAGAGAUAGAGUUGAAUUUUUGGAGAGUGAGAACUCUACGCUCGAGGAGGAGAAGUGUGAAUUUGAGGAAGCUGAAAACGAUACCAGACUUCGUUUGCAAAGACUCGAAGUUGAGUUGGAGAUUUUAAGCCAACGCAACGUUGAGUUGGAAAUGUCCAGAGAGGCACUUAGUGCCAAGUACAAAGACUGUCACUCAGAGUGUUUUAUAUUACGCGACGAUUUAGCUGCCAGUGAGACACAAAUACGUCACUUGGAAGAGGAUAAACAGAAGGCCAAAGAGAAUUUAGAAUUUUUACACAGCACUUUGCCAUUGCUGCUGAUUUGCAAUACCUAUUGCACUUUGGCUCAAGUUCAAAAUCAAAAUUAUCAAGUUGCCAACGCCCAAACAACGACAACAACAACCAACGAGGCCAUGGGUAACCAAGGCUCUAACAUGAAUUUGACAAGUUCUCCUACACGUUUCUCUGCUGGAGGUUUCGAUAAAGAUUUCAUGAAGUCUUCCGAGACCAGCAUUUGCCAGGAAAGAGAACUGCAGUACUUAAAGGAAGAAGUCAAAUGUCUGAGACAUCAAAUCAAAGAACUUAAUUCACGUCAUUAUGCCGCCAUGGAAUCAGCCGAUUCUCAUUGGGUGGAUCUCGAAAGAGAGUACAAGGAACGUGAAGAACAAUACCGUGCUAAAGAAAUGUGCCUUAAGCAAAAGAUACAAAAAUUGCAAGACUGUUUGAGAGAAGAUGCUCGCUCGGCCAAUGAGAAAAUCUGCCAACUUGAGGAAGCUGAGCAAGGUUUGAAGACCUGUUUGGUAAGAGUAUCGAAAGAUCACCAAAAACUACAAGAAGAUCACCAAUUAAUGGUAUCUGAAUUUGAUCGUUUCAAAGAACAGCACGAGCAAGUUAGAGAGCAACAAAAGCCUCUUACCGAAGCUCUGGAGAAUGAAAAGAAACGCAACAAAGGUCUCAUUGAUGAGUUGACUUUUAUGCGUAAACUGCAACAGGAAACUGAAAGUCAAUCUAAAAAGGAGUUGGAAAGUGUGCGCGGUCAAAUGUUUGAUCUUAAAAAAGAUUUCCUUCAUAUAGAGGUAACCAAUGGCGAGCUUAGAGAAGAAGUCGCCACACUCGAACUACAAAUACAAAGUUUGGAAAAAGCCUUGCGUGAAAGUGAAGAGAAAAUACGCUGUUUGACAGAUGAGAUCAGAACUAAAGAUGAAAUCUGUCAAAAAUUAGAAAAACGUUUGGAACGUUCAGAGGGUUAUAGUCUGGCCGAUGAGUUGGGCGAUUCACCUUCAAAACGUUUUAAGCGUGAAGAUAUUAAGGACCUUAAAACAGCCAGUAAAGGUUUGGGUCAAGCUUUAAGGCAUAUGGGGGACUGUGAACGCAUGUUGCCCACACAAAAACAGUUCAAAACUAUAGCACGGGAUGUUAAAAAGUUAGCGGAUACUCUGCUACAGGGCGAUGCCCCAGAAGAAGAGAAAAUUACGAAAAGUCAUCCGAAGCUUAUUUUAACCGACAUAACCAGAAUUUAAGCUCUUGUCAUAAUAAAUUUUGUCCCUCAAAUUCAUCUCAUACCAGCCAAUUAGAAUCUCAAAUGUGUGCCGCCUUAAUACAGUGUUCUCUCCCAUGUGUAGCACAAACCUCUAAUGUUAAUAGAUCCCAGUGUUGCUUUAAAUGUAUGCGUUUGCCUCAAACUAUUUAUAACACCACCACAGCUUCAUCGCUAUCGCAAACAUCAAGACAGAAAUGUUCUUGCAAUCAAUUA
Messenger RNA from Lucilia cuprina (Australian sheep blowfly), 6676 nucleotides. RefSeq lists its product as uncharacterized. Bases 1512 to 6443 code for a protein of 1643 amino acids. Gene Ontology annotation, molecular function: kinase binding; microtubule binding. The transcript is spliced from 12 exons. Lineage: Eukaryota; Metazoa; Arthropoda; Insecta; Diptera; Calliphoridae. The record is from RefSeq and is a predicted model, not a curated record.